Messenger RNA from Amoebophrya sp. A120, 3255 nucleotides. Lineage: Eukaryota; Dinophyceae; Syndiniales; Amoebophryaceae. The record is from the annotation of a GenBank genome assembly.
UGUAGUUCCACCUGCUCGUUCAUUAUGUCUUCCGUUCUCUUGGGCCAGGUCCCGCUGCCCUUCUGUGAAUUUGGUCUCCUUUUCCAGCACUUGCGCUUUAUCAGUCAUGUCAGCGAACGCUUCGCUGACGCUGCCCUCUUUAUCUAACCCAUUGGUACUCUGAUAUCUCUAUCAGUGAAAAUUUAAAUAUACAUCCGAAGUAAUAUCAUGUUGGCCACAACUACAACUCCACCACCAACUCUUACCGCUUGUUCUUCCCCCCCGCCAAAACGAAGCGGGUCCAAAGCGAGCUCACUUUCCACCCCGAGCAGGACACCUCGCGAUCGUCGUACAACUACCGAUCCGCCCACGACGAGAAAAACUACCGGGACGAUGAUAGAACAAAGACUGGGCUCCGCGUCGAAAACAAAACUAUCCUCUUCCCACCUCUCGUCCACCCCGAGGUAUUUUUUCCACCUGUUAUUCCAGAGCACGUUCCUGUCUCCCAAGAAGUUUUUCCAGGGCGCCUGGCCGUUCAUUCUGAUCCUUUUGGUAGAGCUGUACGACGACUGGUACACGAAGUUCACGGCCGGCUAUACCUGCCCGCCGUGGUACGUUCCUAACGCGAGUAAGAUCUCAACGGAGGAGGCGGAUCAGCUGUUGCAAAAAGCCACCAAGGCCUUCUUCAGCGAUUUGCAGAACCUGCUGAAGUGGAUUUUGCUCGGCGGGUUUUCGGACCUGGGCGUAGCGGACGAUGGAAUGAUUUUUCGGCCCUACCACGAUGAAAUCCACUUAUGAGAGUGUGCACAACUACGUCGUCCCAUUUUUCCACUCAUUUUUUGAAGGACAUGAUCAGGAGCGUCAGCAGCGCUAGUAAAGAAGAUCAUGCAGUUUCAGUUAUUUCUACAUGGCAAAUUAAAAUUAAAAUUAUUCUGCCGGGAUGGUAACCGCUGUUUCUGCUUGGGCUUCCGGAACAUAUCAUGCAAACACCGCCAAAAGGCUUAAGCUAACAAGGCAACAACAGGCGUUCUUGUCUUUUUGGAUAAGUAUUAUUCUAUCUAGCAAAUGACGCAGGAACAGGCGGGUUGUGCACCAGUGUCAUAGCAAGACGCGGUCUGCCCAAUUGGUUACGAGUACGACUUCCCCGUGUCCGGCACUACCUGGCGCUGGGAGUUUUCGCCGCAGUACGCGGCGGAGGUGGAAAUGAACCACCUGACCUCGGCGCUCUCGUACGACCCCUUGAACCGCUUCUACUUCUGGGUCAGCAUGUGGCCGGGGUGCGACGUGUUGCUGCUCCUCCUCCUCAUCCUGUUUCGGCGCGGCGCCGCGGAGCUGAUGUUGUUAGUCGGGGUGGUGGUGCAGGGAAUUCUGCCGACCACGAUAAAACGGUCCGUGAACUGCUACGGCUUCGGAAACGACAAAAAUUUCGCGGACACCCACGUGCUCGAGCAGAUGCUGUGCCCACUGUGGCUGCGACCGCACACGAGCUGCCUUGACGACUGCGGGAUGCCGUCGGGCCAUGCGAACGUCGCGUAUUUCUACCUGGCGUGGGGACUGCCCUACUUCUGGAGAAGCGGGCUGUUGGGGGGCGAGGGAAGUAGUAGAACAAGAGCAAAUACAAAAACAAAAUCCGCACCAUCGUCUUCUCCUGAAUCUUAUUCUACCACCAGAGCUGUUGAAACAGCAAGAACAACAGCAAAAAACGUCGUGGCUUCCUUGCCCACCGCAGUGGAGCCGCGGCCGGAGGUGGACACUGCAAGUGGAAUUCUCCUCCUGGCGGGGGCGGGCUCUUUGUCUCAACCUCUGCUAGAGGAGAGCUCCUGCGGCGAGAACGCGAUAAUAGAUGCUGGUGCUGAAUAUAGGAGUAGAGAUUCGAACACAAAUAACCGCCGUGCGGCUGAGGACGGUGGUUCAAGGACGACUAGCGACAAAACCAUUGCAAGAAUCACGGUGGAAGACAACGACAGAACCACAACAGCAUUCCUCGCUGCAUCACCAGAGCAGCUGAUGAACACAUGGAGUCGUGGAAACGAUCGCAAUCAGUCCGCCAAACCAGUAUCAGCAGCGUUUUUUCCAGAGGAAGGGGCGAAAAAUGAAGCAGGAUACGGAAGCGGAGUGGAGAUAUCUUCGAGUGCUACGAUAGUACUACCUGCUUCUGCAGCAAGAGCAACCUCCUACAGACGCGGUCUCAUCCUCUUUGUGCUGUUCUUUCUCGCCGUCCAGCCCUACGUGAUUGUCGCGUUGGGAGACCACACACCCCUGCAAGGCCUCGCCGGCGCGGUCACGGGGUUUCUCACCGGGUUUUCCUUCUACAAGUUCGUUUUAAUCGAUGACGUGGUGCUGAGCUUCGUGGAGAGUCCCAUCGUACCAAUUGUAAAAAUGUCUGGGUCUGGAAGGUUGGAGCUUGUGAUGCUAAUUCUGGAUCAUGCAAAAAUCUGUGUUGCAUGAAUGCCAAAAGUUGCCCACUUUUGACGAAGUUGAGAGGAAGUUUCUCAUGCAGGAUAGGCAUGACAGGGAUCCCGCAGAAUCUGUCAUGCUAGGUUCUGCGUUCCAGUGAUGACAUGGAUCAUGGAAAAUCUGCAUGACAAGUCUCGGAAUCUUCCAGACCCAGACAUUUUUGCACUUGAUAGAUCGGAAGGUUUUUGGGGUUUCACGACAACUACACGUUUGGAGCUCGUUCUGGUUGUACUGAUAUUGAUAGUGGUAAACCUCCACACUUUAUUUCUACUAGUGCCAGCUGCCAGAAAAACGUAGCUGCCUUGUCACCUGCUGCUUCGACCAGCGUGCGAGGAGGACAGCAUGUAGGCAUAGACGUAUCGGCACAGGAAUCGAAGCCUUUGUCGUCGCCGCUGUUGCCCGCGAAUAAUGGUACUGGACGUGAAGCUGAACAAAAACAUAUCGGAAUACAAAGCCAAAACCUACCACAUAGUACAACUUGAUUUUAUCAGCAUGUCUGGCCCUACCAGCAAGUUUGAGUUUCUCGUCUUUCUACGACUUUAAUUUUUGUUUCUCACCUCGCACAGCACACUGUAAGAUGAAGACGAUUUAUUUAUGUCGGGUAAGAACCCUGCUAAUGUCAUCGUUUCGCCACGGACAGAGUUUUUAUCGUUAUGGAAUCACUUGCAGGGCGAACUGGCACAAAAUAAACGAAGCCGAUUGAUGCGGUAAUGAAUAAGUAGCUGCUCGUUCUUCUGGUAGACGGCCGCAUGUUUGUCAUGGUCCUGGACUCUGUACUCAGCAAACUUGUUGUAAUAUAAAUCAGAACACCGACGCGAC